Poecilia latipinna (sailfin molly) is the source of this 1871-nucleotide messenger RNA. Its product is annotated as sorting nexin-4-like. The transcript is spliced from 14 exons. The record is from RefSeq and is a predicted model, not a curated record. Lineage: Eukaryota; Metazoa; Chordata; Actinopteri; Cyprinodontiformes; Poeciliidae. Gene Ontology annotation, cellular component: plasma membrane; SNARE complex; early endosome membrane. Gene Ontology annotation, biological process: protein transport; positive regulation of autophagosome assembly. Gene Ontology annotation, molecular function: phosphatidylinositol-3-phosphate binding. The coding region runs from base 16 to 1482 and encodes 488 amino acids.
AUUUGAUUCCAAAUUAUGAGUGACUUCUUUAUUCGUAUGCUCUGUAUUUCUUAUAAUUUUAUUCAUUAUGUUAAGCCCAGUUUGGAACUUCCAGGGCUUUUUUCUGUAGUGCGCAUGCGCAUUGCCAGCUCAGCUGACAGCAGCAGCAAUAACAGCAGGAGUCAGAUGAUCAUGGCAGACUCUGGAAGUAGCGACGAGGUAGCAGUGAUUUGCAACACCGACAUCACUUCAACGGAGUCGGAAAACAACUUAAUAAACACGAUGGUGGAGAGAGGCACGGCUCUGCUGAAGAAAAUGGAGAUAAGCGUGGCAGAGGCAGAUAAGAGGACAGGAAAGAACACGGUCAACAUGCAAGAAACUUACACUGUCUACCUCAUAGAAACACGGCCGGCUGAAUCCGUCUCAGAAGAAGGUACACCAGCUGCACCUGACACGUUGUGGCGACGCUACAGUGAGUUUGAACUUCUCAGAACAUAUCUCCUGGUCACAUAUCCCUACAUCAUCGUCCCUCCACUGCCAGAGAAAAGGGCAGAGUUUGUGUGGCACAAGCUUUCAGCAGAUAACCUCGACCCAGAUUUUGUAGAGCGACGGAGGGUUGGUCUGGAAAACUUCCUGCUGCGUCUUGCAUCACAUCCUGUCCUGUCAAACGAUAACAUUUUCUUCCUCUUUCUCACAGAGGAGAAGGGAUGGCGAGAAGCAGUCCUGGAGACAGGUUUCCAAGACAAGGCGGACUCCAGAUUAAAGUCAUUAAGUGCCAUGUUCAGAGUCAAGAAUCCUGACAAGCGAUUCACAGCUCUGAAACACUACAGUGAGGAUCUGAGCACCGUCAUCUCUCAGUUACUCAGGAUAAGAGCGCGAGUUGCAGACAGACUCUAUGGGGUUUAUAAAGUUCAUGCUAACUAUGGCAGAGUUUUCAGUGAGUGGAGUGCUAUAGAAAAAGAAAUGGGAGACGGAUUGCAGAGUGCUGGCCAUCACAUGGAUACGUAUGCUGCAUCAAUAGAUGACAUUCUUGAAGAAGAAGAGCACUAUGCAGACCAGCUGAAGGAAUACCUCUUCUACACGGAAGCUGUCAGGUCAGUCUGUAGAAAACAUGAGCUGAUCCAGUACGAGCUGGAGAUGGCAGCACAGGACCUCUCCUACAAGAAGCAGCAGAAGGAAGAGCUGGAGACUGGGACGGUGCGCAUCUUUUCUCUGAAGGGAAUGACCAGUAAAUUAUUUGGCCAAGAGACUCAGGAGCAGAGGGAGAGCAAGGUGGCAGCCCUGGAACAGAGUAUCCAAGAGGGAGAGGACGCUCUGAAGGAGAAGAACGCAGAGUCCCAAGAGUUUGUGGAGAAAGCAUGGAACGACAUUGAGCGGUUUAAUGAGCAGAAGGAAAAAGACUUGCGUGAAGCAUUGAUCAGCUAUGCCAUCAUGCAGAUCAGCAUGUGUAAAAAGGGAAUACAAGUGUGGUCCAACGCCAAAGAGUGCUUCAAUAAAAUGUGAGCCUUCUCGAUGGCCAAUCAACCACUGCACCAAAAAAAGAAGGAAAUCACCCUUCGGCCGGUCAUCAUUUCAUCUCACUGAGACAGGCUGAGACCACAAACACUGCCUCCUUUUUGCUUUCAAUGAUACUGAUAUUAUUUCUCCCAACUCCUCCUGUCUCGUUCAUUUAUUUACUUGAAAACAGCCCAUGGAGUUAAAGACAAGUAUUGAAUUGAAUCAUCUUUUAUGAAUGCCUGUGUCUUAACUGUACGUCAGCAGGCAAUCAAGACUUUAUUCUCCCAUCUUCAGCGCAACCAAGAAGAAAGUUUGGUACAAACUGUUCAAAACUCUAAAAUCAGUGUGCUUUUUGUUAUUUUGUUUCUUUGUAAAUAAAUGGAUUUCACAGCAGA